CUUCAGAGGGAUCUAGCGGAUGGCUCACUGGCUUCUGGUGACUCCUUCUACAUACGGGUCAAUCUCAAUAUCUCCAGCCAAUCAGACAACUGCACUCUGAGUGUGCACUGUGAUGAGGUGGUGCAUGUGCUGGACACCAGGCACCAGAGCCGCUGUGAGUGGCUCUGUUCUCGUGUCGACCCCUACACCGGCUCCAACCUGCCCGACCGUGGCACCAUACCCAGCAACUCACGGGCCCAGCAGCUGCUCUUGGUAAAAAUUCAGAAGUUAGUGUGUCGAGGGGGGAAAGAAGAGAAUGAAAUCCAUCGCAACAGCAGGAACAAUUUACAGCCGGAAGAAGGCAGCCCCUCUCCUGAUCCUAAAGCCAGCCCACGCAUGUCUAGAGCCAGCAUCUUCCUCACUCAGAUACUACAGUUUGUCAGCAGGGUGGAUAUCAAGUACAAGCGAAUGAACAGCAGUGAACGCGUGAGGAUCAUCAACUCAGCAAGCACAACACUACCCAGACAAAGUUUUGAGAUGCUUAGACCAGAAGAUGCUGCUGACCCAGACAGUGAGCUGAGCAGGAGUUUGAGCCUGAUUCCCUACAGUCCCGUCACGCCCCAGCGGACCCAGAGGAGAAGACCAGUCCUCUUCACUCCCACUGCUCUAGCCAAAACCUUUAUCCAGAAAAUACUCAACAUGGGGGGAGCCAUGGACUUUAAUACCUGCAAUCCAGACGUCAUGUCCAAAGAAGAGUUUCAUCUGAAACAGAAUGUGGAGCCCUUCAUUCACUACAGAGAGAAACAUGCCACAUUUGAAUGCAUCACCCGAGAAAACAUAGAGGCUGUCGCUGCUAAGGGCAAGCACUGCCUGCUGGAGGCUGAGCUGAGCUGCAUUAAAGACCUGCUGCGGAGAGAAAUCUACCCAAUCAUCAUCUAUGUCAAGAUCUGUGAGAAAAACAUCAAGAAGUUACGGAAGUUGCCUCUGCGCGUGGAGGAGGAUGAGUUUGUGAAGAUGUGUCGGGCAAAAGAGAAGGAGCUGGAGGGCAUUCCCUGCCUGUACGCCAGCCUGGAGCCUGAGUCCUGGACAGGGACAGACGACCUCAUAAAGGUCAUCAAAGACCGGAUACUGGAGGAGCAGAAGAAGAUGGUUUGGGUGGAGCAGGACCUCCUGUAGACACACACACAGAAAAACACAACGGUCUGUACAUGAAAAUGAACACGUGUAGCUGAGCACCAUUAAACAGACCUUGUAAAUUAUGCUUUCAUGCAUAUAUAUAUUUAUGCUCAGACAUAAAAAUGCACAUGUGGACACUUGCUUGUUAUAGACUUACAAUUAAUGCAUUAUAUAUUUUGUAAAUGUGUGCCUUUCCUUUGAUUUAGAGAAAUAAACAAAUGAAAAACAUCAAAAAGGGUCUUUUUUAACUUCAAGGUUUAGCAUUUAAGGAGAACGUGUUCAAAGUGCACUUCUGUGAACUUUCAAUUUCGGUCUGAGCCUACAUAACUUUGAUUGUACUGUCCUCUGGUGGCUAAUGUCGGAUUUCCACACUGUAAAGACUCCAGUCAAAUAAUUUCAACCAAAAAUCUGAAGAAUUACCAUGGUUUUGUGCUGCAGAAUUUAAAUCAACAUUAAGUAAGCAGGAAGAAACAUAACAUCCAAGCUCAGUGAUUUUAAAAAGUCAGCUGUGCCAGAACUCAUUAUCAGCUGGAUAACCCCGAACCCCUUCAAAUCUGAAACACAGACUCAUGUAAAAUGCCAUUUCUGGAUUUGCUCAGCUAUUUUAUCUAUAACUCACUAAACCAGCACAGUCUCUGGCCACUUUGCUGAUUCCUGCAGCUUAAAAAGCUGUGUUGAGACAGACCAGAAGGUUAAAUUUUACAAAUAUGGGCAGGCCACGGAGGGAUUUAGAGUAACCUCUUUCGUAAGGGAGAAAGAUAAUCUCCUCAUCUGUGGGGAGGUGCAUGCAUAGGGCAAUAUGCAGUAUUCAAAUGCUCAUAUCAGCCACAUACUGGAUAUAAGAAACCCAGAACAGCCUUACUUUAGUCAAAACCACUGCAUUUUUGCUCCAUGCAGUGUAA
Messenger RNA from Micropterus salmoides (largemouth bass), 2057 nucleotides. RefSeq names its product caspase recruitment domain-containing protein 11-like. Lineage: Eukaryota; Metazoa; Chordata; Actinopteri; Centrarchiformes; Centrarchidae. The record is from RefSeq and is a predicted model, not a curated record. Gene Ontology annotation, molecular function: protein binding.